Messenger RNA from Xenopus tropicalis (tropical clawed frog), 849 nucleotides. Its product is annotated as serine protease inhibitor swm-1-like. The record is from RefSeq and is a predicted model, not a curated record. NCBI's taxonomy places the organism in Eukaryota, Metazoa, Chordata, Amphibia, Anura, Pipidae. The transcript is spliced from 4 exons. Bases 243 to 707 code for a protein of 154 amino acids.
GAUAUAGUUGCUCAGCCUUCAGUUUAUUCUACUUAGCACAUACAAUUGGUGUGAGUUCUGCAAAACAACCCAUACCAAAUAUGAACUGUCAUUUAAUUGAGCACUUGUAAUGGGGCUGAUUGACCUAGAAACUGCCCUUAUAAGGAAGGCUGGGGUGCCCUUCUCAAGCAGAAGCCUUUGGAGCAUCAGUACCUUCAGCAGAAGACUUUGGAGAGACAGUAUCCAGCAGCAGGAAAAAUUUCAUGAUGGCUACCUGGCAAAAAUAUUCUUCCCUGGGCCUGCUGGCUAUGGCCUUGCUAUUUGUGGCCGUUGACCAGAGUCAGGCUGCACCCCCACAAAAACAAUGCCCUACCAACAUGGUUUAUGGCUGUAUACGUACGUGUUUCAGUACCUGUAAUAACAUGAACAGCACAAUAGACAACUGCAGUAAAGAGUGCAAGCAAGGAUGUGACUGCAAAGAUGGUUUCGUCUAUAAAUCCAAGAUCUGUGCCCCUGUAUCCGAAUGUAAGGUCACUUGCCCCAAACACAUGACAUACAAUACCUGCACUAAGGAGACACGCAAGACUUGCGCAACCAUGAACAAGCCCCCGGUACCUUUAAAACCCUGCAAGCCCCGCUGUGUCUGUGAUAAAGACUACAUUCUCUCCAAUGAUCUUAUUCCUCGCUGCAUCAAAAUCAGCGAAUGCCCUAAAAAACCUGCCAACUAACAUAUUAAUAUCAGCCAUAUAAACCCUUUCCUGCAGAGCACACAAUAAGUACGGUGGGUGAUUUGGGGCCAAUAAAUACAGAUGAACCACUCCUUGAAUUUCUGCCUGCAUUCUCUAAUAAACUACAGUUGCAUUAUAUACA